UGGCGUUGAAAAUCAGAAAAAAGAUGGGUUCUAUUUCUUGUUUUGCAGUUAUUGUUUUGGCUUUGGUUUUGAAUUCAGCAGUAUACUCUAAUGGAGGAAAGACUAGCGUCUAUGUCAGGAAAGUGGAGAAAGCUGUGGAUAUGCCUCUUAACAGUAAUGUCUUUCGAGUCCCUUCUGGCUACAAUGCACCCCAACAGGUUCAUAUAACACAAGGAGAUCAGGUCGGAAAAGCUGUGAUAGUUUCAUGGGUGACUGAGGAUGAACCAGGUUCCAGUACUGUGCUUUACUGGAGUGAGAACAGCAAGCAAAAGAAAAAGGCUGAGGGCAAAGUCAAUACUUAUAAGUUCUACAAUUACACCUCUGGUUACAUUCAUCACUGCACCAUCAAAAAUCUGGAGUACGACACCAAAUAUUACUAUGUAGUCGGUGUGGGUCAUACUACAAGAAAAUUCUGGUUUACAACUCCUCCUGAAGUUGGUUCUGAUGUGCCAUACACCUUUGGUCUCAUUGGGGAUCUAGGGCAGACCUUUGAUUCAAAUAUCACUCUCAGUCACUAUGAACAAAAUCCACAUAAAGGUCAGACAGUAUUGUAUCUUGGGGAUCUUUCUUACGCAGAUGCCUAUCCCAAUCAUGAUAAUGUAAGAUGGGAUACAUGGGGAAGGUUUGUUGAGAGAAGUGUUGCAUAUCAACCAUGGAUAUGGACUGCUGGAAAUCAUGAAAUCGACUUCGUCCCUGAAAUUGGUGAAACAAAGCCUUUUAAGCCUUACACUAAUCGUUAUCAUGUUCCUUAUAGAGCGUCAAAAAGUACUGCUCCCUUUUGGUACUCAAUAAAGAGAGCUUCAGCAUGCAUCAUAGUCUUGUCUUCAUAUUCAGCCUACGCUAAAUACACUCCUCAGUACCAAUGGCUUGAACAGGAGCUACCAAAAGUUAACAGGACUGAAACACCGUGGUUAAUUGUUCUUAUGCAUUCCCCAUGGUACAAUAGCUACAACUACCAUUACAUGGAAGGAGAAACCAUGAGAGUAAUGUAUGAGCCAUGGUUUGUGCAGUACAAAGUUGAUGUUGUAUUUGCUGGUCAUGUCCAUGCCUAUGAACGAUCUGAACGUGUAUCCAACAUUGCAUACAAUGUUAUAAAUGGUAUGUGCACUCCUGUGAAGGAUCAAUCUGCACCUGUAUACAUCACUGUAGGCGAUGGAGGGAAUCUUGAAGGCUUAGCAACCAAUAUGACUGAGCCACAGCCAGCAUAUUCAGCUUAUCGCGAAGCCAGUUUUGGUCAUGCCAUUUUCGGUAUCAAGAACCGGACUCAUGCUUAUUAUAGUUGGCACCGCAACCAUGAUGGAUCUGCUGUUGAAGCUGAUUCAAUGUGGUUUUUCAACAGAUUCUGGCAUCCAGUUGAUGAGUCUCCAACCUCUCAUUGAUAAUAACAUGCCCUUUUCCAUUCAAGAAAUUUUCUUGCACCCUUUUCUUAAAAUAAAAUACAGAAAUCAAUAAAAAAAAUUCCAAUCUUUUUCUUCAUCUUUCUUACUUCACCAUUUCCCUUUCGGUGAAUUUUGUGUACUUUUGGUAGUAUAGGUUGAGUAGCCGAGUAGACACUCCUCCAUGCCUGACUUUUGCUUGGGAUAAUGUUCAAAUGCUCAGUUCUAAUUUUCUCAGAAUUGUCGUAUUUUUAGUGCUAAU
Molecule: messenger RNA, 1677 nt
Organism: Durio zibethinus
Lineage: Eukaryota; Viridiplantae; Streptophyta; Magnoliopsida; Malvales; Malvaceae
Product: purple acid phosphatase 2-like
Molecular function (GO): acid phosphatase activity; metal ion binding
Source: RefSeq, a predicted model, not a curated record